CGUAGAAGAAGAAAGAAGUUUACAAAAAACCUCGCGGGAUCGUUUGAUGACGUUGCUUUGACGCAAUGGCGGGUCACGCUAGCGAGCUGGAGAUUGCAAAGAAGAAUUUAACGGAUGCAAUCGGCGAUAAUAUCAAGCAUUAUUGGGCAAACCUGAAGCUGUGGUUCAAACAGAAGAUCAGCAAAGAAGAGUUUGACGUCGAGGCUCGCCGUCUGUUGCCUCAGGAAAACGUCCACUUUCACAACGACUUCCUGCUGGCCAUCCUCACACGAUGCCAGAUCAUCGUUUCCGCACCAGAUGGCACAGGUCCUUUGCAGUGGUCAGGAAGCUGCGCAUCAAAGCCUGGCAAGCCAAAAGGAAAGAAGAAGUGUUCCUCCAGACAGAAAUUUGACCAUCGCUUCCAGCCACAGAACCCUCUGUGUGGCGCGCAGCCGUUCAGUCCGCGGGAGGCGGGGAGCGAAGAGGAGGAGCCGCGCCUGAGCUCCCACACGCUGCUGCUGCCGACGCGGGGCCAGCUGGAGGCCCGCAUGAUGGUCGCCGCCUUCGAGAUGGGGCUGGAUAACGUCACAGAGGAGGCCAUCAGCACCACGAUCUGUGCUGUGGAGCAUCACUUGAAGGAUGUCCUGACCGCCGUAAUCACUCGGAGGAAGGCUUACCGGCUACGCGACGGACGCUUCCCUUACGCCUUUGGCACCGACGUCACGCCUCGGCCUUAUCUCAAGAACAGCCUCUCUGCGUACCACGGCAUCAGUGAAUGUCCCCCUCCAAGCGCUUCUCUUCCUGCGUGCCCGCCACCUCAGGUGUCCCCUGAUGAUGCCGAACAAAAAGCUGUUCACCUGCUGGCUUGCUCUUCUGACACUCUACCUGCACCGCUCCCUCCAAUCAGCAUGCUCGACCUCCUGGAAGCUUUAAAGGUUCAUCGUGGUGUGAUGCCGUCCCACACAAUGUAUGCCCUCAACAUGGAGCGCAUCCUGGCUCAGCUCUGGCACCCCAGCCACGAAGAACUGGAGCAGGACCACAUACACAGACAGAGGCUGGCUGGUAAGGAGGGCAUGCUGGUCAGCUGAGAGGCUCUCACAGGACCGUAGGACUGAUCUGAUCCAUAGAAAUCUGAACAUCCCUGGGAAAACUGUGUGUUCAGAGUGAAAGGCUCUGUAAGAUGUGGAUAAUGCCUGUGGCUUACAGAAGAUGGAGCAAGAGGAAACCAUAAGGCUGGAAAACUGGAAAACAAGUCAUCUGCUGCAUGAGUCAUUUUCCCAGACACAAAGCUAUCCCUUUCCCACUCAAAUUCAAUGUUUACCACAUAAUAGAAAAUUGGCUGGUUAUAAUACCUAGAUAUAGCCUGUUUAAACUCCAGGAACUAAUGGCUUUGCAAAUAAGAAAAAAAAGAAUCCAGUUUUGGAAUUUGU
Fundulus heteroclitus (mummichog) is the source of this 1409-nucleotide messenger RNA. RefSeq names its product transcriptional adaptor 1 (gene tada1). Lineage: Eukaryota; Metazoa; Chordata; Actinopteri; Cyprinodontiformes; Fundulidae. Gene Ontology annotation, biological process: regulation of transcription by RNA polymerase II. Bases 66 to 1067 code for a protein of 333 amino acids. The record is from RefSeq and is a predicted model, not a curated record. Gene Ontology annotation, molecular function: transcription coactivator activity. Gene Ontology annotation, cellular component: SAGA complex. The transcript has 8 exons.